Aspergillus calidoustus is the source of this 2448-nucleotide messenger RNA. The record is from the annotation of a GenBank genome assembly. NCBI's taxonomy places the organism in Eukaryota, Fungi, Ascomycota, Eurotiomycetes, Eurotiales, Aspergillaceae.
AUGGAAGGAGAAAUUGAUGAGCAGCACUUGGAGACAAAGAGGGAGGAAGACACGUCGGGCUCGAUUUCUACAAACGCAAAUACAACAACACCGAUCCCCGAAACAACCAUCUCACAAAAACUACUAGAUGAAACCGAGCACGGCUCACUUGAUGAAAACAUGCAAAUGGUAGCGCAGGAUAGCGGUUACAACUCAUCUGGCUCCUCAGCCCAGCACUCUCCCGACGGAUUACCAAGCAAUCAUGCCGAGGACGACAUGGUCCACACCCGAUCGAGAGCGUCUAGCCGUACAUCGAUCUCGUCAAUCCCUGCUUCGAUCUUGACGAAUCUACCGGACACAAUGAAGUCCAUGCAUAUGCGCGAGACACACGAUUACAUGUAUCAGCCAUGGGACGCCCACUCACCGCGGGCUGUGCAUACAAUUCGCCAGCGCGAAGCUUUUCGAAAGCCUAGCUCAGUUAGAGCAAUGCAGAUGCAUACGGAAGAUGAGGGCGACGAUGAAUUCCUGACGCCGCCUAAACGACGCGGUGGGCAGCGCAUAUCCGACAUCUCGAUUCGCUCAGUGGGCUCAUCGCCGCUCAAGCGGUCGCCAUUCUAUUCGCCGUCGGGGCCCGUUAGCAAGCCCAAGGUUAAGAAGGAGUACCCGCUUGUUCUUCUUCAUUGCACUUUGUUGUCGCCGUCGCUUCCUGUCCCUGGGUUGGUGGGCCACCCGGAGCGUCAGAAGAUUUUGAGAGAAGUUCUGCCAUCAGUAUACUGGAAGAGGUGGAAGUUGCUUGAAGAGAAGAUCGGCUCGGGCGUACUUCGUGACCGUGGUGUGCUCAUUUCGCAUCCAGAGGAUAUGUACGAUCUGCUUGAAGAGCGAUUACUGGAGAGUCUGGAACUACAACGGCCGCGUCUCGACCAUGGCCACUUCCUCGGCCCCGAUGAGACAGAAUCGGAUCGCGAAGACCGAUUGGCACACGAAGACAGCUGUACAGAAAGUGAGGGCGAAGAAUGUCCGGAUUGUGGAGGCCGACUGGCGCGACACAACAACAUCAAGAAAUGGGAGAUCAAGGUUUUUGCCGCCAAUGGGUUGAUGCGCGCAGGUGCUUGGGCUGCAGCCUGGAAAGAGAUGGAAAAGGUUGAUGUGGAGGUUGGUCUCUGGCUGCCGGCUGAUAUUAGGGCAGAGCUGGAGAGAGAGAUGGCCCAGGGGUUGCCGCAGAUCGAGACCAGCCUCUCUGUCCCUUUGUUGCAGGAGCCGGAUGUGACGACUACUACCCCGGUUCGUGCACUUACACCAAGUCCUUCAAACAUUGAGCCGAAUUCUCGUGCCAUUGAGAGCUGUGAGAUCCCCUCUUUGCCGACUUUCUCCCAGCACACUCUUAAAGACAAUGGCAAGGCAGACCCGCUUGCUCCAACAUCGUCACAGGAUAUUGACCUGCAUACCCUGUUGAUCAACUACAUCCGUGUGCUUGCCAGUGACCGACGCAAUGUUGCCAUCGUGUUUCUCAGCAUUCUUGUCGCCUUUGGCGCGAUUAACUCUAGGGCUUCUGCGCCUACCUUGGAGUUGCGACCAUUCCCCGGGGAUAUGCCAGGUUACGCGCCUUCUUCUGCGGUUCCUCAGCACACGACGCAGACACUUGUUGAGGGCCAGAGUGCUCAAAUCUUGUCUGUCACAAGUCUAGAGCAGGAGAUUGUACCUGCGCCGGCUGCUAUACUUGAAACGAUUCAUGGUCUGGGCGAUGAUGCGACACCCCAAGCCGAAGCUUCUGCGGUUGAGUUAAAGGACCCUGCAGCAAUCACAUCUGAAGAAGUAUCUGGUGAAAGUACUCUGAUCGCGUCGGAAGAACAUGUCACGUCUGAGGAACGAGCCAUCAGCGGGGAAGAGGCUAUUCCUGAAGAGCAAGUCAUGUCUGCACGGGUAGAAGAGUCACCAACAACUAGUGUGGCCGCGUCUCUGGAUCUUCAAGCGGAGAGUACGACAAUCCCCUCGAUUGAAGAUAUUCAGGAUCAUCACGAUAGUCUGGAAGACGGGCGGGACGAACUAUCUGAUUCAACCGAACCGACCGAGUCAAGUGAACCAGAACAGCCAAUUGACCUCAGCCAACACAUUGACGAGGAGGAUGAAACCGAGCCUAACCAACCACUGGAGCCACUAGAGCCGGUCGAGCCUAGUAAAGACGAGCCUAAUGAAUCGUCUGGCCUAGACGAACAGACUGAAAAAGAGGGCGAAACUGGGCUUAACCAACCGCUGGAGUCUUUAGAGCCUAUUGAGUCUACUAAAUCGUCCGAGCUAGACGAACAGGCUGAAGAGGAGGAUCAAGCUGGACACAUCAACCCAAUGAAACCCACUGAACCUAAACUGGAUGAACCAGUCCAACCAACCGAACUAAACGAACUGAAUGAGAAGGACGAUGAGAACGAUGAGAACGAUGAGAACGAUGAGAACGAUGAGAACGAACAGACAUGA